Molecule: messenger RNA, 1313 nt
Organism: Hevea brasiliensis (rubber tree)
Lineage: Eukaryota; Viridiplantae; Streptophyta; Magnoliopsida; Malpighiales; Euphorbiaceae
Product: WAT1-related protein At1g68170-like
Exons: 7
Coding region: 107-1261 (384 amino acids)
Cellular component (GO): plasma membrane
Molecular function (GO): transmembrane transporter activity
Source: RefSeq, a predicted model, not a curated record
AAGAAGGGUAGCAGUCGCUUGUGAAAAAAGAGGUAGGAGUAUCUUCAUCUUCUUGUUACUUUUUCGACGGGGGAUUAUUGAUUGAUAUAAUCUUUGAUUAUAUAAGAUGAAGUUCUUGAUGGAGAUUUGUAAGUUGGUGGAUGGGUUGAAGCCAGUGUUGGUAAUGGCGUUGGUUCAAGUGGCAUAUGCUGGUGCUAAUGUGCUCUACAAAUUAGCAGUCAGUGAUGGAAUGAGCUUGAGGAUCAUUGUUGCCUACAGAUACAUUUUUGCCACAGCUUUCAUGAUUCCUCUUGCUCUCUACUUUGAGAAAGAUAAUAGGCCUAAACUGACGUGGACAGUACUCUUUCAAGCAUUUCUUUGCGGGUUAUUUGGGGGAUCAUUUUCUCAAAAUUUGUACGUUGAAAGUUUAGCCUUGACGUCUUGCACAUUUGCCACUGCCAUGUUUAAUCUUGUACCAGCUGUUACCUUCAUCUUAGCCAUCUCUUUUGGGUUGGAGAAAGUGGGACUAAAAACUCUAGCAGGAAAGGCAAAAGUGUUAGGGACAGUAAUGGGGAUUGGAGGAGCCAUGCUGCUUACCUUCUACAGAGGACCAGAAAUUAACGUCUGGAAAACACACAUUAAUCUUCUGAAACGUUAUCAGUCCCAUGAAAGCCACUUGGGUUCAUCAUCUCAUGGCAAUCGUGCCUUGGGUAGUUUAUUAUCUUUGGGCAACUGCUUCUCUUAUGCCUCAUGGUUAAUCAUUCAGGCUACGAUGAGUGCAAGAUAUCCAUAUCCCUACUCAAGCACAGCUUUGAUGUCAUUGAUGGCAUCAAUCCAAGCUACUAUUUAUGCCAUUUGCAUGGAGAAAAAUUGGAGUGCAUGGAAGUUAGGUUGGAAUAUAAGAUUGCUCACAGCAGCAUAUGCGGGAAUGGUUGUCGCUGGCUUGAUGAUUACUCUUGUAAUAUGGUGUGUACGUAAGAGGGGUCCACUAUUUGUGUCCAUUUUUAACCCUCUAAUGCUCGUAUGUACUGCCUUCGCUGGUUCUCUACUCCUUAAUGAAAGUCUACAUGUCGGGAGCAUAUUAGGAGCAGCAUUGAUAGUGUUUGGUUUAUAUGCGGUAUUGUGGGGCAAGAACAUGGAGAUGAAGAAAAUGCCUAAACUUGUUCCAUUGAGAACCUUCCAAGAAGCAGAAAAAUCAGAAAAGAUUGAGGUGGUUGUUUCUUCUCAGGAAUAUGAUAAUGGCAACAGUGACUCCAAAGUUGAAAAUUGCAAUAAGGCAUGAAGGGUGAUGAUUUAUUAGAAAAAGGAGCAAAAUAAAAUGUUAAAAAAGAAGG